Molecule: messenger RNA, 861 nt
Organism: Rasamsonia emersonii CBS 393.64
Lineage: Eukaryota; Fungi; Ascomycota; Eurotiomycetes; Eurotiales; Trichocomaceae
Exons: 4
Coding region: 1-861 (286 amino acids)
Source: RefSeq, a predicted model, not a curated record
AUGCCUCCGUCCGUCAAAUCAGAACAGCUGUUCAGUAUCACGGGCCUGGUCGCCGUGAUCACGGGCGGUGGCUCAGCUCUCGCAGAAAACGGUGCAGCGGCCGUGUACAUCGUGGGGCGGCGGGAGGACAAGCUGAGAGAGGCAGCGGCCCGCUAUCCAAGUGUCAUCCGACCGCUCCCCGCCGAUGUCACCUCUCAAGACAGCCUCAAAGCCGCCGCGGACGUUGUCCGGCAAGAGGUCGGGUACAUCAAUGUGCUGGUCGCGAAUGCUGGGAUGGCUGGGCCGGGACUGAAGGGGCUCCCUCCCCGAGCGACAGUCUCCGAGUUUGUCCAGAAUGCGUGGAACGUGCCCAUGGCCGAGUUCAACGCGGUGUACGGGCUCAACUGCACCGCGGCCUUCUACACCGUCCUGGCGUUUCUCGAGCUCCUCGAUGAGGGGAACAAAAAGGGCAAUUAUCCCCUGAAAAGCCAGGUGAUUGCGACAGCGAGCAUGGCGGGAUUCAUGCGCGACGCGCGAUAUGGGUUUGCCUAUUCGAGCAGCAAAGCGGCCCUGAUCAGCCUGAUCAAGUGUUUCGCCACGUACUGCGUGCCAUGGGGAAUCCGGUUCAAUGCGCUCGCUGCGGGAUUAUUUCCGUCCGACAUGUCGGAUCGACUGUUGACGCCAUUCCGCAUCAGCAAGGACAAGGAGGUCACCGAGGAGGGUGCGCUGUCUCGGUCGUACAUCCCCGCCGAACGGGCGGGUUCGGAUGAGGACAUAGCGGGCGUCAUUCUCUACCUGACCAGCAGGGCGGGGGCCUAUGUCAAUGGCAGUGUUUUACUUGUGGAUGGCGGCAAGCUGGCAGUGGUGCCGGCAACGUAUUGA